Molecule: messenger RNA, 915 nt
Organism: Thelazia callipaeda (thelaziosis nematode)
Lineage: Eukaryota; Metazoa; Nematoda; Chromadorea; Rhabditida; Thelaziidae
Source: the annotation of a GenBank genome assembly
AUGGAUCUUGAUGGUCGCAUUAAGGCCUAUCGUUUCGUCGCCUAUUCAGCUGUAACUUUUUCGGUGGUUUCGGUCUUAUCUGUUUGUAUUACCUUGCCUAUGGUUUACAAUUAUGUGCAUCAUGUACGUCAACAAAUGCAAAACGAAAUCACAUUUUGUCGGGGAUCAGCAAAAGAUAUAUGGGCAGAAGUACAUGAAUUAAAGAAUAUACCAGCCGUAAAGAACCGCACAUCUCGUCAAGCUGGUUAUGGGAGCGUAGACGCAGGAGUGAGCGGUGGUCAGGCUUCGCAAGGGGGUGCCUGUGAUGCAUGCUGCUUACCAGGACCUCCAGGACCAGCAGGUGCUCCUGGCAAACCAGGUAGACCAGGUAAACCGGGAGCACCCGGCCUACCAGGUAGUCCUGGAAAACCACCAAGUCAGCCUUGCGAACCAGUCACACCACCACCGUGUAAACCAUGUCCACCAGGACCACCCGGACCACCCGGACCUCCUGGACCACCUGGAGAUGUUGGCCCACCAGGAGCACCAGGUGCAUCUGGAGCAGAUGCACCACAAGGCGAACCUGGUCCCAAAGGACCGCCAGGACCAGCUGGAGAACCUGGACCACCAGGGCCACCAGGAGACCCAGGAACACCUGCUCCAAGCGAACCAGUUCUUCCUGGAGAAGCUGGAGCUCCUGGAGAACCUGGGCCACAGGGACCACCCGGGCCACCUGGUCAACCGGGUAGUGAUGGCUUGCCAGGUCCUGUAGGUCCGAAAGGACCACCAGGACCGGAUGGUCAACCAGGAGCAGAUGGCGCACCUGGACAGCCGGGACAACCAGGACCACCUGGAACUCAAGGAGAGAAAGGCAUCUGUCCGAAGUAUUGUGCCAUCGAUGGUGGUGUGUUCUUCGAAGAUGGUACUCGGCGUUAA